CGUAUAAUCAACGUCUCUGCGCGCGCGCUGUCUUUGGGAAAGCAGAGGUUCAACAGCCAUCCAUGCGCGGUGAGGAAACCUAUAAUUCAUCACCAUCGUCACCAUCAUCAUCGUCACCAUCACCAUAAUCCUCAUCAUCAUCAUCAUCAUGACCACAGAAACGGCAACAGCUCAGCACAUCCAAACGUAUCGCAAGGCCUCUUCUCUGUGGAAAGGCUUAUCGCACGUCGUACAGGAUGGCACUGGUCAGCAGCUCUGCAUCGUGCCCGUCGACUUUCUACUUGGAGCUGCAGUGUCAGAUCCAUGCGCACUCCUAGCUGACAUUGUACGCAUGUGUGUAGUUGAAGAGGGCAAGCUUGUUGAUAGCAAUUCCCGUGACUUAGUCGACAUGGAGCAGUUGCGGAGUGAUGAGACAUUUACCUGGCAAACCACAGGAGGAGGUGCCGUUUCUUGCACAUUCCACAAGGGUCCACGCUUCAAGCAGUCCAGGCGUCCUCCGCCGCCAGACGGUGAGACGAGCACAAUGAGCAACUCAAGUCGAUCCACAGCCAACCAGUCUUCAUUCAGAAUUGAGCUCAUCGCUCGCGACACUAAGUGUCUCCUGACAGACGCACACUGGAGGCUGUGCACAGCAGCGCAUAUCAUACCUCAAAGUCGUCCCGAGUACUAUGCAGAAAUUUUAAGUCCUUCAGAGAUGCAAACACUCUGGCCAUUCGAACCACAGUAUGGUAUUUUGGUCCGAGACGAUUUACAUCGGGCUUUCGAUCGCGGUGAAUGGGCACUCUGGCCUCAGGGUGACGACUACAUAGUUCACUUCCUCUUCCCCGAACCAGAGGAGCGAAAAUAUCACGGAAAGGUUCUAACUGCAGAUCGUUUCAGCUAUGGACCUGAACAUCGUCCUCACAAAGACCUCCUCCUAUUUCACUAUCGUCAGUGCGCGCAAAAGUACUUUCGCGGCUUCUCCGCUGGCUUUUGACAGCAGACGUACUGGCAAGCGGGCAGUAACGAUUUGAGCUGAGAUCAGCUAUGGCUUCUGAUUCUGCGCGU
This is a messenger RNA of Tilletiaria anomala UBC 951, 1047 nucleotides long. RefSeq lists its product as uncharacterized. The coding region runs from base 389 to 976 and encodes 195 amino acids. The transcript has 5 exons. NCBI's taxonomy places the organism in Eukaryota, Fungi, Basidiomycota, Exobasidiomycetes, Georgefischeriales, Tilletiariaceae. The record is from RefSeq and is a predicted model, not a curated record.